AUGUCUUUGGAUAAGACAGUUGAAAAUGUGAAUUUGAUGUUAAACAGUGUAAGUAGCAAUGUUAAUGAACUGUUAACAUUGUUUCGUUGGGCAAUUCUUCUCUUUAUUAUCACAUUCUGUCUGAUGGUUAUUGCUUUAACAAUACUUUGUUUUUAUGUUAAAUGUUAUGAGAUUAAAAAUGUUAAUAAACUGAGAGAAGCAGAAGAAUCGAGUAGAAACGAUGAAAAGAUUUAUCUUGCUGUUUGA
Brugia malayi is the source of this 246-nucleotide messenger RNA. RefSeq lists its product as uncharacterized. The record is from RefSeq and is a predicted model, not a curated record. NCBI's taxonomy places the organism in Eukaryota, Metazoa, Nematoda, Chromadorea, Rhabditida, Onchocercidae. The transcript is spliced from 3 exons. Bases 1 to 246 code for a protein of 81 amino acids.